GGCCCCGCCCCCUAACGCGUCCUCCUGGGCGGCCGCUAUAACCCGCUGCUCGGCGGGCAGCUUCAGAGCCGCGCGACGCCGCCGUCCUGGAGCACUUUACCCACAGCACCGCUGGCAGCCGAACCACGCGUUCCCGUACACUCGAGCCUUUCCCUUGAGACGGCGGACGCCGGACGAUUGGGGCGGCAAUUUGCCAUUUCCUUUUUUUUGCUAAAAUUAUUUUUCCUGCCUAUUGUUGGGUUUUUUUUUUUGGUUUUGUUUUUGUUUUGCGAUUUUUGUUUAGCUGAGAAAACCCCACUGAAGGCGUUUUCGUGACGUCUCCGGGAUACGAAAGCCGAGACCACCGAGGCAGCCGCGCGGGCCGGUGCACUGCCAAGGACAAAAGGAGCCCAGUGUUGAUCGCUGUACCCUAUUUCCUCCCGGUGCCAGCAUGAAGAAAGCCGAAAUGGGAAGGUUCAAUAUUUCCCCGGAUGAGGACAGCAGCAGCUACAGUUCCAACAGCGACUUCAACUACUCCUAUCCCACCAAGCAAGCUGCUCUGAAAAGCCAUUAUGCAGAUGUAGAUCCUGAAAACCAGAACUUCUUACUUGAAUCGAAUUUGGGAAAGAAGAAGUAUGAAACAGACUUUCAUCCAGGUACUACUUCCUUUGGAAUGUCAGUAUUUAAUCUGAGCAAUGCGAUUGUGGGCAGUGGAAUCCUUGGGCUUUCUUAUGCCAUGGCUAAUACUGGAAUUGCUCUUUUUAUAAUUCUCUUGACAUUUGUGUCCAUAUUUUCCCUGUAUUCUGUUCAUCUCCUUUUGAAAACUGCCAAUGAAGGAGGGUCUUUAUUAUACGAACAGUUGGGACAUAAAGCAUUUGGAUUAGUUGGAAAGCUUGCGGCCUCUGGAUCAAUCACAAUGCAGAACAUUGGAGCUAUGUCAAGCUACCUCUUCAUAGUGAAAUAUGAGUUACCUUUGGUGAUCCAGGCAUUAAUGAACAUUGAAGAUACAACUGGACUGUGGUAUCUGAACGGUGACUAUUUGGUUUUGCUGGUGUCGCUGGUGCUCAUUCUUCCUCUGUCACUGCUGAGAAACUUAGGAUAUUUGGGAUAUACCAGUGGCCUUUCCUUACUGUGCAUGAUGUUCUUUCUGAUUGUGGUGAUUUGCAAGAAAUUCCAGAUCCCUUGUCCUGUGGAAGUUGCCUUGAUAAUUAACGAAACCGUAAACAGCACCUUAACACAGCCAACAGCUUUUGCACCUGAGAUGGUAUUUAAUGUGACUGAUGACGAUACUUGCAAACCACGUUAUUUUAUCUUCAACUCCCAGACUGUCUACGCUGUGCCAAUUUUGACCUUUUCAUUUGUCUGUCAUCCUGCUAUUCUUCCCAUUUAUGAAGAGCUGAAAGGCCGCAGCCGUAGAAGAAUGAUGGAUGUGUCCAAGAUUUCAUUUUUCGCUAUGUUUCUCAUGUACCUGCUUGCUGCCCUCUUUGGAUACCUGACAUUUUAUGAACAUGUGGAGUCAGAAUUGCUUCAUACCUACUCUACUAUCAUGGGAACUGAUAUCCUCCUCCUCAUCGUUCGGCUGGCUGUGCUAGUGGCUGUCACUCUGACAGUACCAGUAGUGAUUUUCCCGAUCCGGAGUUCCAUAACUCACUUGUUGUGUGCAGCAAAAGAUUUCAGUUGGUGGCGUCAUAGUCUCAUUACAGUGUCUAUUUUGGCGUUUACCAAUUUGCUUGUUAUCUUUGUCCCAACUAUUAGAGACAUCUUUGGUUUCAUUGGUGCAUCUGCAGCUGCUAUGUUGAUUUUUAUUCUUCCAUCUGCCUUUUAUAUCAAGCUAGUGAAGAAAGAACCUAUGAAAUCCGUACAGAAGAUUGGGGCUGUGUUCUUCCUAUUAAGUGGCAUAGUGGUGAUGACCGGAAGCAUGGCCUUGAUUGUUUUGGAUUGGGUGCACAAUGCCCAUGGAGGUGGCCAUUAACUGGCACCACUGAAA
Puma concolor (puma) is the source of this 1966-nucleotide messenger RNA. RefSeq names its product solute carrier family 38 member 2 (gene SLC38A2). The record is from RefSeq and is a predicted model, not a curated record. Gene Ontology annotation, molecular function: L-glutamine transmembrane transporter activity. NCBI's taxonomy places the organism in Eukaryota, Metazoa, Chordata, Mammalia, Carnivora, Felidae. Gene Ontology annotation, biological process: amino acid transmembrane transport; L-glutamine transport. Gene Ontology annotation, cellular component: plasma membrane.